CGCAAGUUGAUAAGAACACUGAUAUUGAAAUAUGAUUAUUGAUUAAACGCAUAAACUUUUUUCAUUCCUUCUGUUGAAAUGUGUUAUCAUAAUAUUUCUUCAGAUUGAAGUCAAAAACAUGAUUACUAUGUAAUCUAUCCAAUAUAAUAUUAUUUAUGCUAUGUUUUAUGAUAAACAAGAGAAACUAUAGUUGGUAGUAAAUUAUUUGCAAACCCCAAAAUGAUAUCUACUUCUAGUAUUCUUUUACUGCUGACUUUAAGUCAGAUAUGUGGUUGUGUUGACAUCAGUUAUCUUGUCUUUAGAAACAAUGUUCAGGGUCAACCUGUUGCAUUUGGUGAUUUUGAUUCCGAUGAACUUACCGAUAUGUUUAUUCUAAAAGACAAUAGUCAAUCAGUUGAAAUUAUGUUUGGUUCCAAUGCUGAACCUUUUUUAAAGCCCGGAGCAAAAACCAAAUGUAAAUUUAAUAACCAUAUCAUUACAUCAGUUGUACCUGGUGACUUCAAUGGUGAUGCUCUGAUGGAUUUAUUAGUUACUGUCAGUAAUAUAACCAAACCAAAAAAAGGAAUUUCCACAUGGUUUGGAGAAAGUGAAACUCCAAAUAAUGAUUUGGAUGUACAUAUAUUAUGGGGUGAUUUAAGUGACUUAAAAUGUUCAGAUGAAAAUAAACCACUUUUUACUAUUGUUGAUCAACCUUUGGUGAUAAACUAUGAUAACAAUAUGAUUGUGGAUUUAUUCGGUGUCAAAAGAGUAGCACCAAAUAUAACACAAAGAAUGUUUUGGUUGUUUAAUUCAACUGGAAACUUUACAGAAAUGCCAAUGUUAAGAAAUCAAUCAGCAAUAAGAAUUCCUCAAUCGCAUGGAUUUGUAGAUAUAGGAGGAGAUGUUGCACCUGAUUUAUAUUUGACAACUAAAGACGGGUAUGAAGUAUGGCUCUCUGAUUCUACAGUUGAUGCAUUUGUUUUUAAUGAAACAAUCCCAUUUCCUGAUGAUUUGACUGUUGGGAAUAUUGGUCAAACUGCUUUUAUGGAUUUACAACUUAAAGGACGCAUGGAUCAUAUUGUACCAGUUUGUUUUGAUGCAAAAUGUACUAACAGCACUAUUUAUUUUUAUGAUUCAACCCGCUGGUAUAAUUUAGGAAUUAACUUUCAUUAUGGUAACAAUGUUUGGGGAUUUGUUCCGCCAAAACCUAAUAAGCCAUAUUUAGAAACAAUUACUUUGAGACCUGGUGAUUUCAACAUGGAUGGUUACCCAGAUUUAUUAGGCACAUUAUGUCCUGGAGGAAAUUCACAGAAAACUAAAGUACUCUUGAUGGAAAAUGUUGCUUGCUCUACAGGCUGUGAAGGGUUUGACAGAACAUUUAUUGUUCGAUGGGAUUUACUUCAGCCCAUGAAUGGAAACAAAUACAAUAUCAUGGGGGCAUUUUAUGAUUUCUUUCAAAAUGGUAUAUUAGAUGUUUUGUUGGUUAGUGGAGGUGAUGGAGAAUAUAAUAUGUCUGCUUUCAAGAACAGUUUGGACUACGAUGCAAAUUUUUUGAAAGUUAUGGUUGUUACUGGUUUGACAAACAGCAAAUAUGAAGCAUCACCCAGUCAUUUAGGAAAAAAAUCUCGUACAUUUGGUACUAACUUACCAGGACCAAAAGUUAGUUAUCUUACAACAACUCAAGAUGGUGAUCCUCGUCAGGGUGUAGCUACACAGUUACCUCAGUCUGCUCACUAUUCACUUUAUUUGCCUUAUACUAUAUUUGGACUUGGCCGCACUCCUAACUUUGUUGAUGAACUUAUUGUGUCGGUUUUAAAUGAAACUCGUUCUUGGACGCAAAUCAUUCCGAAUUCCCAAAUGGUAGUUAUUCCAAAUCCAAUAGAUGAACCAAGUAGAUGGAAUGCUAAGCUGUUUGUUACACCUAGCCGUUUAAUUUUACAAAGUGCUGCUGCUCUUGCAGGAACAUGUUUGCUUAUCUUGUUUAUAAUAGGAGUUCUAUAUUUUAAAGAACGUCAAGAAGAUCGUAUAGAAAAACGUAUGGAAGCACAUAAAUUUCAUUUUGAUGCUAUGUAAAAAUUAAAAUUGGUAAAAUUAUUUUUAUUUUCUAUUUACUGUGAUUGUUAUAAUAAAUAUUCAUAUUUUUAACUCAGUAAUAGUUACAAAAUUGCUUUAUUCAUAGUUUUUAUGUUUUUCCCAAUGAU
This is a messenger RNA of Sipha flava (yellow sugarcane aphid), 2180 nucleotides long. RefSeq names its product T-cell immunomodulatory protein. The record is from RefSeq and is a predicted model, not a curated record. Bases 220 to 2052 code for a protein of 610 amino acids. The transcript is spliced from 5 exons. NCBI's taxonomy places the organism in Eukaryota, Metazoa, Arthropoda, Insecta, Hemiptera, Aphididae. Gene Ontology annotation, cellular component: plasma membrane.